GCAGCGAUUAGGUUUGAUAACACCGUCACCUAAAUGAUAACACACAUAAAAUCUCAGUGUAUUAAUGUUGUGACACCUAUUCAACUCAUUUUGUACAAAAUGGCUACCGAAAUGGCUACAGAAAUGAACUCGGGCUACCAGCACCUAUCUGAGUCUGUGUACAUAGGACUAUGCAGACAUGUAGGAACCUCCAAACAACUGACAAUGAGGCGACAAAUCCUGGACGUCAGAGAACUGAUAGAGAACCAGUCUAAGACACACGAUCCUCGACGACCCCAGAUCUAUCUCUACACCAGUGGAAGUCAUCGUGAGGGUUUCCGCCUUGCUGGAUCUGAUAGGGACUUCAUGUACUGGGUCAGUGACCACAAGGUUGUUUGGGAGUUAUCUCAGAUUCAGAAUUACACCUCGAAUCGUUACGUUCUUAUCCUUGCAGACAACAACGAUAGUCCUCCUGGGUUUUCUGUCCUCAAACUUAUCACAUCAACUUACUGGAAUCAAAUUGCACGGUCUUGUAUCAAAAUCAGAGAUGACAUUUUUAUUUCAAGUUCUCUCUUCAGAGAAGAGUUUUGCUCAACUAUAAUGCCCAACUCAAAUGUCCAUGGUCCGUGUGGCAGUGGGACAUUUGGGCGAGUUGAGUAUGACUAUGCUCAUUGUUUUUCCUGUGAUAUCUGGCCACCUGUUGCCAUGCAAUGGAUAGAGAGAAGUUUGCAUUGGCCAUCUCCAGAGGUUGUACAUAAAAUUAUUCAAAAUGGGUGCCACUUUGUUCCAAUUGGGCAUAAACUUUCAAAACAUGAAAAUCUGCAGUGGAGAAUUUCCUUUUCUCUUGCAGAGCAACAACUUGUAUACCACAUGAAUCAUUGUCAGUUUUUGACAUAUGGAUUACUGAAGCUUUUUCUGAAAGAAGUCAUAAACAAAGAUACAGAAGAGAAAUUACUGUGCUCAUACCAUAUGAAGACAGCAGUCUUUUGGGUCAUUCAACAAAACACAAUACCACACUGGAACCCUCAGAACCUUCUCCAAUGCUUUUGGACAUGUUUCAAAGUGCUUCUGAAAUGGGUAUACCUAGGGGUCUGCCCGAGUUUCUUUAUUCCGGAAAACAACUUGUUCCAAUCCAGCAUCCAUGGGGCUGCACAAGCAAAUCUCUUCCAAAGACUGUAUGGAUUUUAUGAAAAAGGUGUGGGUUCGUUGCUUCAAAGCCUGACUGUAAAGCCAUUCAUGCUCAAAGUUUUACAACAACCAAAUGAGCCAGUUUGCACUGAUGAGAACAAAGUUGUAUCUGAGGUGGAUUAUGAUAUUCUAUUAUUCAAAGAAAUUUUUGAAGUAGCAACAUUGGGAAACUGUGAUAUCCAAAAAUGUUUAAGGUAUCUGUCUGCUUUGGAUGACCUCAAGUCAACUUCGUUCUCAGAAUAUCAACUUCUCUGCCUAGAAAACAUCUUGGCCAUAUCUCUACAGACAAUGGCAUUCUUACUCUCAAACCACAACAUGGUUCAAACAAGAAAAAAUAAACUUCAACAUAAAAUUGACAAAGUUUCCUGCAACAUGCUAAAAACAGCAUCCAGUAUUGGUUUUGUUUCCAACUCAAUAUUCUUGGCCAUGUACUGGUACAAAACAUCCAGAUAUGGAAAGGCCUUGGUCCUACUAGAAAAGGUCAAGGUCAAACUGACUUGUCCUUACAUCCUGUACUGCCUAUAUGUAGAUGACCGGUGGUACCUGCAUGCUCUCAGUGACCAGACUCUGUCUUUGAAGAUGAGAGAGGCAGUCACAUGGAAUAUCAAGCUCUAUAACUCUAUCCCUUACAUCCUGGAGCUAAGACCAGAACAGGCUGCUAGCAAAGAAGAGAACCUAGCUACCCUCAAUAUACCACCCGUUGUCAUGGUGCUGUUCCUCCAGUACCUCUGUAGCCGACACGCUAACACAGAAAAAACACUCGAUAUUCUGAGAGAGUUUCAGGCUCUACUGGAAAGUGACCACUCUAUCUAUGUGCCUUCAGUGCUAAGGGACAUUUCCUGGGAACUGUUAGGUAUAUGCCAUCAAGUCUCAGAGAAUUACGAGAAUGCUUUCAACUGCUACCUUCAGUCAAUCAAGCAGGUUCCACUGACUAACCAGAUACGAACAGCAUCGUAUAACCGGGCACAAGAGAUGAUAGCCCACAUGGGCAGAAUUCAUGACCAGCAUGGACAAGACAGCUAGGGGUCCCUUACAUUAACUCUGUCUAUGAACUGAAACACUUCUAGAACUCUAGGUCUA
Magallana angulata is the source of this 2247-nucleotide messenger RNA. RefSeq lists its product as uncharacterized. Lineage: Eukaryota; Metazoa; Mollusca; Bivalvia; Ostreida; Ostreidae. The transcript has 2 exons. The record is from RefSeq and is a predicted model, not a curated record. The coding region runs from base 34 to 2190 and encodes 718 amino acids.